AUGUUUGUGAAAUAAUCUUAUCACACUACACGAUUUACCACCUAAUUUGAUGAAUAAAGCAUAGUGGAGAUGAGAGAAUCCUCGAAAUUGAAGCAUUAUCGAAUGACGACAUCAACGAGUCUAAACUAUUCCAGACGUCCCUUCAUUCAUACAAAGUCAAUUCCAAAAUCUCUAAUUGAUGAGGGUACAUUAAAAUGUUGAAUUCUCCUUUUAGGGUUCAGGUCCAAGAGUAUCCUGUAUCAUAUGUAACUCCUCUCAAACGAAGUCAAAAUGAAGAUUAGACCAAGUAGGAGAGAAAGAGAAAGGACAAUCUUAUUCACAGAUAACAUGGAAUUAUAUCAUCACAAAUCAAUCAAGAGAAUCAAGGAAAUGAGCAGACGCAAAAGUUGUUCAUGUGAUGGAUGCGGACCAAAGACCAAGUUUGAAAGAAAACAUGAUGAUUUUGAAGCAAGAACACAAUAAGCGAUUAGUUCUGAUUUGAAGUUACUGUAAUUUACUAGAGCAGGCCAGAAGAAAAAACAAACUAUUAUCAAAGAAAUUAAAUUGAAAUAGAUUCACGAAAAGAAAUCCAAGAUCUCCUAAGAAAUUGCCAACCAUUCACAGAUCUAACUUAAUUUGCCUUCAACAAAAAGAGAUAGUUUCUAAAUUGAAAAACAAGAAACCGAUAGAAACAGACUUAAAACCAAAGUCGACCUCCUUAGAAUGCUACCUUCGAUUAAAAGCAUUGUCUCUCUCACUGUACUAAAAUAACUCUACAUAGGAGGCAGAUAGCAACAAUAAAUGAUAUUUAGAAAACCAUCUCAUGAUGCAUUGAUCAUAAAAACUUAUAGAAUAAAAUGA
Messenger RNA from Paramecium octaurelia, 840 nucleotides. The record is from the annotation of a GenBank genome assembly. NCBI's taxonomy places the organism in Eukaryota, Ciliophora, Oligohymenophorea, Peniculida, Parameciidae.